Messenger RNA from Zygotorulaspora mrakii, 2055 nucleotides. RefSeq names its product Sko1p (gene SKO1). The transcript has a single exon. Bases 1 to 2055 code for a protein of 684 amino acids. The record is from RefSeq and is a predicted model, not a curated record. Gene Ontology annotation, biological process: regulation of transcription by RNA polymerase II. NCBI's taxonomy places the organism in Eukaryota, Fungi, Ascomycota, Saccharomycetes, Saccharomycetales, Saccharomycetaceae. Gene Ontology annotation, molecular function: DNA-binding transcription factor activity, RNA polymerase II-specific; RNA polymerase II cis-regulatory region sequence-specific DNA binding.
AUGUCCAGCACAACGAAGGGAAUGGACUCUAAUUCAUCGAAGAGUGUUUCUACAUUUGAUUUAGAACCAAACCCAUUCGAGCAAAGCUUUGCAUCAACUAAAGAACCAAGGCCCAGAGGCCCCAGUUUCGAGUUGGAUAAUGGUAGCAGAGGAGCGGCUAUUCAAAAGCUGGAGGGCGUUGACGUGGUGCCGAACGAGAGCGUGUCAGCCACUGUAGUCAGUUCCAAUGCCAAUGCCAAUGUUAUUGGGAAUACUACAGGGUCCCCUCUGAACAGUGAAGUCGUGGAAAAUAGCACGAUGAGACACUAUGAUGGUGCGGAAAAGGGUAAGUUGUCUUCGUUGAUGUACGGAGCAGAGAGACCCAAUAUACAUUCACCGCCGCAAUUGACUCCGGGUGGUAGUAAUAGACUACCACCCAUUUUACUAUCUCCAUCGUAUAUGCAGCAUAAUGCAAUUUCUGGAUCUGGUCUCAAUGGAGUGCCACAUCACCAGCUCACAGGACAUGUUCCGCUCGCAACGUCUCUUCCAACAAAUAUGAGUAGUGGAGCCACCACAGCGGAAAGCUUAAAAACCGGCUAUUUCGUCAACCUUCCCAAGACAGGCCUUACUCCCAACGAGUCAAGUAUGAGAACAGGUUUGACUCCCAUUCUCGGUACAGGCCAUAAUCUGGUUCAUCAUCCACCUUUUAAUACAUUACCAUCCUUCAGCAACGUCAAACCAGAACCUAAUUUUCACGAUGUAGAAAAUAACCGUCAAAAACAGAUGAACAACACAAAUUCAAAUUCUUUGGAGCUAUCGAAUAGUGAUACAGUGCAUACCGCGGAAGCAGCAACUCUUACCCCCGGACUCGGUUCAAUGUUGGGAUUGACGAACAAUCCGACAAGCUCACAAUUAAAUAGCGCGAUACAUGUUAAUGAAAAUGGCAUUAUCAGGGACAGCGACAAGAGAAGUGUCAAGCAAGAGGGAAGAAGCAGUAUUACAAAACUAACAGCAGCAAAAGUACCACUGGCAACGGCAGUACCAAUAGACCCAGCUGGAUCAAUCAUGAACAAAACAAAAACGAAAUCUUUCAGUGCAGGAUCACCUCCACAGAACAACGUACGAAAAAGAAAAUCCUCAAGCUUUAGUAAAACUUCCAGAACACAUAAAAAGAAUCAAAAUAGUGCUGCAGAGUCACCCCAGUACGAUAAUGUUAGCAAAGAGAAUAGUGAUGAUGACGAUCAGGAACGGAAACGAAAAGAAUUUUUAGAGAGGAAUCGUGUAGCUGCCUCAAAGUUUCGGAGAAGAAAAAAGGAAUACAUAAAAAAGGUAGAGGUAGACUUGAAAUUUUAUGAAUCCGAAUAUGAUGACAUGUCUCAAGCGAUUGAUAAACUAUGUGGCAUUGCGCAGAAGUCUGGAUACACAAAUGAAAAUAAAUCUUUGAUAGCAAUGUUGGAAACAACCAUAACUAAAAGUGACGUGCCAUCAUCUUUGUCAAUCUUAGCUCACAUUAAACAAGUACUCCAGGAGACGAGAUAUUUCCAACGUGGAGGAGUGAACCCCAGAGGGGAAAACUUACAGCAUGACUCUGAUGAUGAGGAUAGACAUCCAUCAGAUCAAGGAACGUCGAUCAGAGGUAGAAGCAGACAAGCAAGCACUUCAUCGGGAACAGGACAACGUAAAAACUCCCUCGACGAUUAUAAUGGAAUGAAUUCAAGACGAGCAAUCAUGGCAAUUGCAAAUCAGUCAAAUAGCUCAGAGUCAAACACAUCCUUCAGUACAGACACUACUACUAUGUCGUCUAACAGUAAAAAAGAUGCGGAAACAGGUGGAUUUUUGCCAGUAUCAAUUUCUGGGUCAAAGGGAAUGCCAAAAAAUCCAAUUGCAAGCGCAAUAGGAACAAUAAGCACUCUGCCUAAUGUCAUAAAUGGUACGCAGGUAAUAUCCUUGCCGGCCAAUGAAUUAGCAGUCGGUACUAAAGCGAUGUCUGGACAACGACAGAAUUCAUUUAGUGACUUAACGUCAGAUUCCGUCAAAUUAGCUACAAAACUGGAAAAAUUUCCGAACUCGACCUAG